UUGGGAAAGCCCUUAAAAAUUAAGAAAAUCUAAUUUUAAAAAAUUUAAGACCUUAUCUUCUGUCUUAGAAUCAAUACUAUUGGUUCCAAGGCAGAAGGGUGGGUAAAGGGCUAGGCAAUGGGGGUCAAGUGACUUGCCCAGGGUCACACAGCUUUGAAGUAUGAGGUCAAAUUUGGACCCAGGACCUCCUGUCCCCAAGCCUGGCUCUAUACACUGAGACACUUACCUUCCUCCUCCCCUUCUUUUUUAAGAAAUGUUUUAAUGGAGCUGCUGGCUGAAAUUUACCUUAGAACCAGUAUUGAUUCUAAAAUAGGAAGUAAGAGUUCUUUUUUUUUUUAAAGGUUUAUGUUGCCUUUUUUCCAUCUGUCAAUUCUUAAGUAUGCUCAUCUUUGCCCGGAACAAAAAUGGUCAGACAAAAUGAAACCGAAAAUGACAGCGUGUUGGCUAACAUUUCACACCAGUCCCUGCUCUCUCCAAAGGACGGAGGUGCUCCCUUCUCUAGCACCAAGUCUGAUCGUUAGGCACUACUCAACAUUUAUUUCAGUGUUCUAUUCAUUUAUUUGAUUACAGGCGCAACCCUCUCAUUUUAAGUUUGAGGAAACUGCUCCAAGGGAAGGUCCACGCGAGAACCAGAUUUCAGAUCCAGACUCUGACUGCAUAGCCAGGGCUUUUAACCACCGCGUAGCUAGCCCGUUAAUAGGAUAGAAUCGUAGAUUUAGAAACAAAAGGAUCUCAAUGUUCGUCUAGUUAUAAGAUCGUGGAUUUGGAGCAGCAGUGGACACCAUCUCCAGGCGUCUCACUAGAUCCCUAAGUCCAGGGAAAUGACUUGUCCGCGGAACUACUGAGAUAAUUAGAUUCGGAUAGCCAAAUUAGAUUCUGCUGCCAAAGGACGAGGCCAGGCGGGUUUAGAAGCGGUGCCCUAACAGCCCCGGGCUCAGACUAGGCUGUCACCUCCCCGCUGGGUUCUUUAGACCCUCCCAAGAGUUAAUCAAGUCCUCUAUUGUUCCAGGACCCCCGCGGGAGGGAGGUGCUUAAGCACAUGCCUCGGGGCAGGAGGGAGACAGCUGUUACUUAGAGAAGCAAAGGUUAGACACCCGGAAGGGAAGCCGCGCGGGGAGGAAGGUCUUAAUCUGGAAACAUUUCUAAAGUUAAGGGCAAGCGCGAUCCCCCGCCCUGGCCCCGCCCCGAAUUGCCGCUCUCUCUAGGGCCCCCGGGGAGCCCGCUCAAGUGUGAGCAUCCGACUUUCGGCUGCCUCCGCGCUGCUCGGCUCCUGGGUCUCGUCCCGGGGCUCCUUCCUUCGCCUGCCAUGACCCUGGAGUCGGUCCGCUAUUCCCGCGGCUCUCUGCUCGUCCUGGACCAGCUGCUGCUGCCCCAAGAGUGCCGCUAUGAGGCUGUGACUUCCGUGCGCCAAGCCUGGGAGGCCAUCAGGGCCAUGAAGGUGCGGGGCGCCCCAGCAAUUGCCAUAGUGGGCUGCCUGAGCCUGGCCGUGGAGCUGCAGGCGGGAGCAGGGGGACCGGGGCUCGAGGCCCUGGUGACCUUUGUGCAGGACUCACUGAAUGACCUGGUGACGGCCAGGCCCACGGCCGUCAACAUGGCUCAGGCUGCUCGGGAGAUGUCCGAGGUGGCCACCCGGGAGGCUGGACGAGAAGGAGCCACAGAGGAUGCAGUCCGAGAAAGGUUGAUCUGCUGGGCAGAGCACAUGCUGGAGAAAGACAUCAAGGACAACCAGAGCAUUGGGGACCUUGGGGCCCAGCACCUUUUAGAGCGGGUGGCACCCGGGGGUGGCCAGGUGACUGUGCUGACCCAUUGCAACACUGGCUCAUUGGCCACUGCGGGCUAUGGAACAGCCCUGGGUGUGAUCAGAUCUCUCCAUGCCCUGGGCCGCUUGAAGCAUGUGUUCUGCACAGAGACUCGGCCCAACAACCAGGGUGCCCGCCUGACAGCCUAUGAGCUGGUGUAUGAGAAUAUUCCUGCCACCCUCAUCACCGACAGCAUGGGAGCUACCGCCAUGGCCCACAAGGAUGUGAAAGCUGUCAUCGUGGGAGCAGACCGAGUGGUAGCCAAUGGUGACACUGCCAACAAAGUGGGAACAUACCAGCUGGCCAUCACAGCCAAGUACCACGGGAUCCCUUUCUACGUGGCUGCCCCUGUUUCCUCUUGUGAUCUGAGCUUGAAGACAGGUCAGGAAAUUGUCAUCGAAGAGCGGCCGAGCCAGGAGCUGACCAGCCUCGGGGGGACCCGUAUUGCUGCCCCAGGUAUUGGAGUGUGGAACCCAUCCUUUGACGUCACCCCUCAUGAGCUCAUCACUGGCGGCAUCAUCACUGAGCGGGGAGUUUUCUCUCCCAAGGAACUCCAGAUAGCCCUGACCUCCUGAGUGGACUCAGACUCCUCACAACCCAAGUCUCUCUUCCUCUACCUCCUGAUUCUAUUAUAAGCAUUUUGAGAGUGCUGUCCUGUCUAUUUAAAUGUUCCUGUCCCAAACACAGUGCCUUGCUUAAUAAAUAUCUGUUGGAUUAAAUAUCCUCCUGUCAAAAAAAAAAA
Monodelphis domestica (gray short-tailed opossum) is the source of this 2541-nucleotide messenger RNA. RefSeq names its product methylthioribose-1-phosphate isomerase 1 (gene MRI1). NCBI's taxonomy places the organism in Eukaryota, Metazoa, Chordata, Mammalia, Didelphimorphia, Didelphidae. The record is from RefSeq and is a predicted model, not a curated record. Gene Ontology annotation, molecular function: S-methyl-5-thioribose-1-phosphate isomerase activity.